Molecule: messenger RNA, 4715 nt
Organism: Numida meleagris (helmeted guineafowl)
Lineage: Eukaryota; Metazoa; Chordata; Aves; Galliformes; Numididae
Gene: KCTD20
Product: potassium channel tetramerization domain containing 20
Exons: 8
Coding region: 715-1953 (412 amino acids)
Biological process (GO): positive regulation of phosphorylation
Cellular component (GO): cytoplasm
Molecular function (GO): protein binding
Source: RefSeq, a predicted model, not a curated record
AUCAGCCUUCUUGCUGUCUCUGGCUGGAAUUUGCAGGCUGGUCUGCGUUGCAUCAGUCCCGCUGGGCAUUCUUUUCCAUCUAUAAUUUGAAACCAGAUGGAAAAUGAAUCCACUGUAUGUUGAUAGAGCUAUUUCAUAACAAGGGAAAAGCCUUUGCAAUGUGUCUGUGCGAGCUGAGCCUGUAAAGCACUCUUGGAUCGUCUGGUUACAUUUACGUCUAUCACAGAAAAUGAGGCGAGGAUUAUUAGGAGUUACGAGAAGAGCGUGUGAGAGGCUCCAAGUAGAUUUUCUCUCCCAUGCAAUCUGGGUGAAUGCACUUUGAUGAUGUUCUCCUGUGGUGCAGCCCUAUCUACAGGUGGGCAGCACCAGACCCACAGAGUCUCGCAUUGCCUUGAGCAUCCCUUGUGUGAUUCAGCCCCUGGGGCUCGGGCACUCAUCUCUCCUGCUCUGUAAAUGAACCCUGCGUGCCCGAGGUGAUGGGAGGCCGCUGUGCUCCGUGCCCAGGGCAGCCCUGUGACCCUGGCUUCCUCCCUCGCUAUGUGACAUUUCACAUGUGGCACUUCACCUUCUGAAAGAGCAGAACCGAUCUCAUAAAUAAGUCCUAUGCUUAAAAAGAGAGGUAGCAAGGAAGGAGCCUGAUUUGUACGUGACAAUUUCAACUCCAGCUCUUCUCUUAGGAAACGCAGCCAGCACCUUGCAUCACGGAGGCCCAGCAUGAAUGUUAACUGUGCUGGUGGGAAGAGAAAUCUGGAAUCCGCUUGCUCUGUGGAAAAUGGAACUGUAGCAGUCCAUGAGACAGAGGAAGGUAAUGUGGUGCUCGGAGGUCACAGCCCCUCUGCAGGCCUCAGGAACGAGGGUUUAGAUUCUGACUACCGACACACUGCUUGCCCAGCCAGCCCCCAGUUCAGCAGCAUGCUGUCUGCCUCAGAAGAUGCACACAACUGUCAUUUCCAAGAUGGAAAUAAAAGACAGACAGAAUAUUUUAGCACCCAGGAACGCCAUGCUUUGUCUCCAAGCAUCAAUUCACAGACGGUGGCUCCAGAGAAAGUGACACUUGUGGUAGAUGGCACUCGGUUCGCGGUGAAUCCGCAGAUUUUCACUGCUCACCCUGAUACUAUGCUGGGAAGAAUGUUUGGACCAGGAAGAGAAUAUAAUUUCACCAGGCCAAAUGAAAAGGGAGAAUAUGAAAUUGCAGAAGGAAUUAGCUCAGCUGUGUUCCGGACUGUGCUGGAUUAUUACAAAACCGGAAUAAUAAACUGUCCUGAUGGGAUUUCCAUCCCAGACCUUCGAGACACCUGUGAUUACCUCUGCAUAAACUUCGACUUCAACACAAUCAAAUGUCAAGAUUUAAGUGCUCUUUUACACGAGCUCUCCAAUGAUGGUGCUCACAAGCAGUUUGACAGCUACCUGGAGGAGCUAAUUCUGCCUAUAAUGGUAGAUAGUGCCCGGAAGGGGGAGCGUGAAUGCCAUAUCGUCGUGCUGACAGAUGAAGACACCGUGGACUGGGAUGAAGAUCACCCUCCUCCAAUGGGCGAGGAGUACUCUCAAAUCCUUUACAGUUCCAAGCUGUACAGAUUCUUCAAGUACAUUGAGAACCGCGAUGUUGCAAAAGCAGUGCUAAAGGAGCGGGGCCUGAAAAAUAUCCGUAUUGGCAUUGAAGGAUAUCCCACCUGUAAAGAGAAAGUGAAGAGGAGGCCGGGUGGUCGAUCAGAAGUGAUAUACAACUACGUUCAGCGGCCAUUCAUCCAGAUGUCUUGGGAAAAGGAAGAGGGGAAAAGCCGUCACGUUGAUUUCCAGUGCGUCCGGAGCAAAUCUCUGACAAACCUAGUCACUGUGGGCGAUGACGUUUCAGAGGACCAUGAGGUUAUCAUGCAUCACCCCCCACAGGUAGAUGAACUGGAUAGGCUAAAUGCACCAUUCUCCCAAAUGGCUGUUAACGAUCUACCAGAUUAGUCACGGCUCCGGCUUGAUGUGGGAACGUCUCGGCGUAGUUUCAUCCUAGUAAUGGAACACAGACUCCUUGCCAGGUGCUUUAUCCUCGUUCAUCCUCUUACUGUGUUGUCAUAUUUCAAGCAUGUUAAUAAAGAGCCACACUCCUUAGCCUAAUUGUGCAAUCAAAAGCAACAUCUCAAACAAAAAGAAAGUGUCGCUUGUUUCCACUACAAAGGCUUCCAGACUGAUGGGUGCUGAAUAUUUUAUGUAAACUUCUAAAAGAAGAGCAGAAGUAUUUAGAAAUGACAUGAGAGAGGAAAUUGCGGGCCUGUCAAGACAAAGCUUUUCUUUGCCAUUAGACACUUAGGUUUGCUUUUGUGAUAAUCCGCACCAGACAUCAAAGCAAGACAGGUGAUGCUCUUUCAUCAGCCAGCAGAAAUGUAGCACGGUUGUGGCAGCGGAAUACUGAGAGUGAGGAAAUGACAGCAGAAUUCUGCGUGAGGGAACCUGUUUGCACUGCCACCUGGCUUGGUGUCCGGCGUGUACCACUGCUUUAGGGAGCACCUCCAUAGAGGUGUUCAAGGCCAGGUUGGAUCGGGCACUGGGCAGCCUGAUGUGGGCUGGAACUGGAUGGGCUGUAAGGUCUUUUCCAUCCCAAGGCCUUCUGUGGUAAUAGGAAGUAUGAGACUCUUCACAGGAACUCCCUGUGGAUACUUCUGCGUAAGAUGAAACGACUGUUUAGAGAUAUUGUCUGUUAAGUUCGUUAAAACAAGCAGAUUGCGGAGGAGGAGAAAGCCAAAAAGAAGACUAGUUGUUUUUUAGCCACAAAGUCAGUCUGUUUAGUAGCCUAGAAGAUGUAAGAAGCUUUCCAAAGGUGGCUGUGCAUGUUAAAGAAUUUGUUUUCUCCUCCUCCUUUCUAAGAAAAAAAUUAAUGCCAGCGGAGCUGAGCAGAAUCACUGUUUGCAUCAACCUUCAGCAGUGAAAAUUUCCAUAGACUGUCCGAGGAGCGCCCUACUCACAGACCUGCUUCAGCUUCUAAAGGCCAGUUACUUUCCUCCCAGUUUGGAACUGACUGGACUCUUUUGCAGUCAGGCCUGUAAGAGACAUCAACAGUGAAUGAGACUUCAGUAGGAAAAAAAAUGCACCUACCUGGGAACAAUUGCCCUCUGCUGCUCCAAAUACAGUAGUCUGUAUUUAAGGUUGUAUUCAUUUUGGAUUCAGGGCCAACGAAGCUGUGGCUGUAGCUGUAAACACGCUCCAGGCUGCUUAGCUCAGUUAUGCUGCAGUGUAGAGGCUCCUGUUCCCGCUGUGUGCAGUUAUCUACAGGCUGCUUAACCCACUGCUGAGCACACAGUGCACUCAGUACAGCCAGAGCCAAGCAGGCAGGUGAGUGAGCACAGGCCUGCCUUACACAGCCAGCAUUUCUGAUGGCCACAGAGAGACUGCACGGACCCAAAGCAACGCUGUAGCUAACUUGGACCUUGUGCUGGUACAAAGAAAGGCUGAAACAUAUUCAAAAAGCCUGAGAGGAAGACAGCUCCUGUAAGUUCAGGUCAGUUCUGCUCUUGUAAUUGACUGGUGUUGAAACUCGUGCCGCUUGGUGUGUAAGUUCCUUGGCCAUACUUAUCAAAGUGGAGGUAGGCGUUAGUCAGCCCCUAGAAGCUUUAAUCCUUUUGUUGUCGGGGUUGCAUCAAGCUCAUUUCCAUUAUUUUCUGUCUGUAAACUGUAAGGUUGGCUUGGUAUUGAAGUUUGCUGUUACUGUGUUGCUGCUAUGGAUGUAUCGUUCUUUUUUUUCUCCUGUGUAAGAGACAUGAAUGCCUUCCUGGUUAAGAGUAAUGUGAUCUCUGCCAAUGCUAUCCGUGCUGAUGCGUUUAGUUCCCAUGUGUAUGGGUACGGGUCCUGUUAUCAGCAGUGUUUCUUUUACAUUCUUUCCUAAGUGCAGCAAAUCUCUCUCUUCUUUUAUAAGUGCCUAUGGGAAGAUUCCAGAAGUGCUUCAGGCCCUCCUGAGAGUCCUAGGGGUUGAGGUCCACGUGACUUGUGAAAAGUCCUUUCCGUGCGUUAGUGGAUCAGCAUAGAGAAGUGUCCUUCAGUGUCUGCACAGAGGCAGCAUAAGUCGUGUGCAAUCACUUUGUUUUAUCGCUCUAGACGAAUUUCUUUUCUUGUAUUUAGAGAACAAAAGAUACGGCACAUUAAUCUUCCAGGAAAGGGCCAGGCCAAGCCCGUUACCUAAGGAAUGAGCAGCUCCCAGAGUCAAGCAAAUCCAAUGGGGAGACUGUCCCCGGCCACGAUGGAGCUUGGCUCCAGGCCCUAUGGAUUUUUAGUGUAUUUAUUUUUACAGCAGUGUGAGUUUGAAGCAAACGGGUGCUGGUGUUGAGCUGAAAUUGGGGCUUACGCCUUCUGCAGGCACACAGCUCAGGCUGUCACUGCCUUGUAGGAACUUUAUGGUGCUGUGUAACCAGGGGGACCCUGAGCACAGGCUGGGGGCCUGGCUUCCAUGCUUUACCUGCACUGUUCUGCAGACACCCUGAAAUGACACUGUACUCUGUUGGCUUUCCCAAGGAGCUGGAGAUGCAUUUGGGAUUUAGUUUUAGUAGAGCGAGUUCUGUUGGGAUUCUACAUCAAGGUGAAGAAUUCUGCAUUUGCUUCUCCUCCUUUGCUCAUAGUCACCCCCCAUUCAGGUACCAGUGUUGUAUCUCAUUCUAGGUAUACUGAAGUGUUACCCGUGGUGUCCAUCAACUCCUACAGCUGUAUGGUUUCCUUCAUGUAUUAAAGCAUAAACAAUG